Molecule: messenger RNA, 609 nt
Organism: Onychomys torridus (southern grasshopper mouse)
Lineage: Eukaryota; Metazoa; Chordata; Mammalia; Rodentia; Cricetidae
Product: vomeronasal secretory protein 2-like
Exons: 7
Coding region: 1-609 (202 amino acids)
Molecular function (GO): small molecule binding
Source: RefSeq, a predicted model, not a curated record
AUGAAGAGCCUGCUCCUGACUGUCACACUGUUUGUCCUGGUGGCUGUCCUACAAGCUCAGGAUGACCUGCCCUUCCUCUCAGAAGAAAAGAAACUCUCAGGUGUCUUGUUCGUGAAGGCUACAGUGAGUGAUAGGAACCUGACAGAGCUGAGACCUCUGGUAGUGUUCCCUAAUAGAGUGUCAUGUCCAGAACAAGGAACUUUGGAGAUCAGGACCACCAUCGCGUCUGAGGGCCAGUGCAUCAAGGUUGGACUCCGUAUGCAGAGAACAGAGGAGCCUGGCCAAUAUAGCUCCUUUUCUGGCCGUAUGCUGUCCCACAUCUAUGAGUUGCCAGUGAAGGACCACUACAUCAUACACACUGAAAUCUUUUUGUUUGAGAAAAGAUCUGAAGAAGUUGACCUCCUAGGAAAGCAUCUAAAAGAAAACCUAGAAGCCAUGGAAGAAUUUAAGAAAUUUAUACAGCACAAAGGACUUCUCCAAGAAAACAUUAUUGUGCCGGAGCAGAGGGAACAUUGUGUUCCCAAGCAUGACAGUGUUGUAUAUGUACUCCUGGAGGAUGAGUGUGCAACAUCAUUUUCUCCCAAGAAGCUGUCCAUUGCUCUCAAGUGA